GAGUUCGAUUCAUAGCCAUAACCAGUACAUUACAUUCGCCACUGGCUGCAUGAUGUGAAAAAAGUUGAUGCCCUAAUCAAACUAGAAAAAGAAUUCAAUCAAAGGUUUUACUAGCUCUGGAAGUUUUAAAUGGAUUCAGUUUGGAUUUGGUAGCCAUAACCAAAAUCCCCUUUUUUUAUUUUUUAUUUUAUGGUUAGGUAAGAACACACUCUUUCAAAAUAUUUCUUUGCUUAUUGGUUUAGUUAUUCUUACUAAAUUCUCUGAUUAAAGCACACUGACUUCAUGCAAGAAUAACAACAUCUUGAGGAAAAAAGAGUAAUACUUUGAACAAAGAAAAAGGAAAGUUAAACUAAGGAAUUGAUUCUUGAUCAGCUAGCUAUAGGAACAUGAUGAAUUUCAAUCGUCGGCUUCGUCUUCUUGAGACAGAACAGAAAAGUAUGCCAGCAAUAAAUGGAAAUCAGAGAGAUGAUUCGUACCUUAAUGAUUCAAAUUUCGACACAAAUAUGAUCAUAAUCCUUGCUGUUCUUCUUUGUGCAUUAUUAAGUGUACUUGGUCUAAACUUAGUCGUUAGAUGCGGUUUACGUUGUAGUCGUAGGUCGUUGGUCCAUGGAACCGCAGAGGAGUCACAAGUUGUUGCUGCUAAAGGCAUUAAGAAGAAAACUCUGCGGCAGAUUGCAGUGGUGGUUUAUGGGCGAGUGAAUUUUCCGGCGACUGAAUGUCCAAUUUGCUUAGGAGAGUUUGUGGAUGGUGAGAAAAUUCGGGUGUUACCAAAAUGUUACCAUGGUUUUCAUGUGACAUGUAUUGACAAAUGGCUCUUGUCACAUUCAUCGUGCCCAAAUUGUCGGCAUUCUUUGAAUGAAUUGCAGUCGAUUUCUCCACUAGGUAAUCGUGAAGCAGCAAGUACGUCUCUAUCCCAAGCAAAUUGAGGUUGGAUGUAUGAAUUGCCAUUGUCUGUGUUUCUCUGUUGUAAAAUUGAAGUCGACUAUAUAAAUUUUCACUGCAAAAUCGUAAAAUACUUCCUGUUUGCUCUGUUAAAAUUUGCCUUUUCAUUUUGUUUCCUCUUUGACUUUGGCCAAAUAAAGAUUAAAAUGAGUAGCUA
This is a messenger RNA of Nicotiana attenuata, 1099 nucleotides long. Its product is annotated as RING-H2 finger protein ATL74-like. The coding region runs from base 387 to 926 and encodes 179 amino acids. The record is from RefSeq and is a predicted model, not a curated record. Gene Ontology annotation, molecular function: transferase activity. Gene Ontology annotation, biological process: protein ubiquitination. NCBI's taxonomy places the organism in Eukaryota, Viridiplantae, Streptophyta, Magnoliopsida, Solanales, Solanaceae. The transcript is spliced from 2 exons.